This is a messenger RNA of Populus trichocarpa (black cottonwood), 1210 nucleotides long. RefSeq lists its product as uncharacterized. The record is from RefSeq and is a predicted model, not a curated record. Lineage: Eukaryota; Viridiplantae; Streptophyta; Magnoliopsida; Malpighiales; Salicaceae. The transcript has 2 exons. Gene Ontology annotation, molecular function: zinc ion binding. The coding region runs from base 377 to 925 and encodes 182 amino acids.
AAGCUUGAGAGUUUCAAUUCAUUAUUCCCCACAGUUUCCAUAAUAAUUCUGCUCUGCACCACCUUAACAAAAGAGGUUUCCUUGCGUUUCCUUUUCCCCAACACUGCCAUAAACUGACACACAGAUAUUGAGAGAGAGUUUUCAGAAAAGGAAAGAAAGUUGAGAAAGAAACAAACACCACCUGUAUCUCUUGCUUCCCUUUAACACUCCUUCAUCUGUCCUAAACUCUGAACUUAGCCCUCUCUCUCCCUCUCUCUCUUACUGCUACCUCUCUUCUCUUGAGAAUUGAUGAAGCGAAUGCUUUAAAGAGACCCUUUAGGCUAACCCCCAGCCUUUGGCACUUUCAUCAAAUUUCUCCUUUCUGGGUUCUCUCAAAAUGCCAGCUACACACACUCCCCAUUUUGAUAGAGUUCAUUUCAGUGCCAGCAGCAGUGACAUCUCACUCUCUGGUGAGAUUGGGGCUCAUAGGAACUCUUCGGAGUCAGAUUGCUUGUCAGAGGUGGAUUUGGAGAGUGGAGCUUUGGAUAUGGAGGUGCAUUCGGACAACAAGACUCAGAGAGAUUGUAGAAUUUGUCACUUGGGUUUGGAGACUAGCGAGCAAGAAUGUGGAGGAGCUAUUGAGUUGGGGUGUUCCUGUAAGGGUGAUUUGGGUGCUGCACACAAGAAAUGUGCAGAGACUUGGUUCAAAAUCAAGGGUAACACGACAUGCGAGAUAUGUGGUGCCACUGCACUUGGUGUUGCAGGCGAGCAGACAAAUGUACCCCAUAAUGCUAGUGCUGCAGUCUUAUCAGCACCAGCAGGUCCUCUGAUCCUUGUGGAGACCCAAACAUUUUGGCAUAGUCGCCGCAUUAUGAAUUUCUUGCUUGCCUGCAUGGUGGUGGCCUUUGUCAUUUCUUGGCUCUUUCACUUUAAAAUCCUCUCGUGAACUGAGAAGCAAGUCGUGGCAUUUUAUUGGCAUCAGGGACGAGGUGCGACCCCCAUUCCAUCAAGUGCCUGUUUUUGAUGCUCUAUUCCUUCUCUUAGCCUGUGCCACAUCUGUAACUUACCCGUCUCUGUAACUUACACAUAAAUUGUUGGCUUCUUUACUUGCAACUCCUGCCUGUUGUCCUUUCUAUGUUUAAGAGCCAUAGUUUCCAAUUUUGGAUGAUUGUAGUAUCUGGAGCAGAGAUGAAUCUCUGUUUGGUUAUUAUCACGCCCAGGUGUUCACUAA